Molecule: messenger RNA, 2223 nt
Organism: Radiomyces spectabilis
Lineage: Eukaryota; Fungi; Mucoromycota; Mucoromycetes; Mucorales; Radiomycetaceae
Product: glycoside hydrolase superfamily
Exons: 6
Coding region: 1-2223 (740 amino acids)
Molecular function (GO): beta-glucosidase activity
Source: RefSeq, a predicted model, not a curated record
AUGGUAACUGACUCACUUGAAGCACCUCAUUUGUCUUUUGUUCAGCCGUGCCACGCUGCGCAAGAGUGGAACACGGAGAUUCGCCACAGCGGUCGAUGGUUCAAAGAUUCAACGGGACGCACGCUGCUGAUGCGUGGGGUCAAUGUAUGCGGUUCAUCCAAACUUCCUACUCAUCCAUAUCCCGGCUCCACUCACUUGUACGAUGAAAAACUGUUUUGGGACCAUCGCGGUGUGAGCUUUGUAGGCCGGCCAUUUCCGUUAAAAGAAGCCGACGAGCAUUUCAACCGGUUGCGUGCCUGGGGGUUGACCUUGAUUCGUUUUUUGGUGCCUUGGGAAGCGCUCGAACAUCAAGGCCCGGGACAGUACGAUGAAGAAUACAUCGAUUACUUACGAGAACUGAUUGCUCUCAUGCCGAAAUACGGCUUGAAAUGCAUGAUUGAUCCCCAUCAAGAUACGUGGUCCCGGUUUUCCGGCGGUUCUGGUGCACCAGGUUGGACGUUUGAAGUCGCCGGGAUGAAUAUCCGCAAUUUCAAAGAGACAGGCGCAGCGUAUGUUCACAAUACCAACGCCGUUCCAGGUGAUCCAUUGCCCAUGGUGUGGCCCACCAAUUACACCAAAUUGGCUUCAUGUACCAUGUUCACAUUAUUUUUCGGAGGCGAUACGUUUGCUGCUGAGCACACGUACCAAGGUGGUUCGAUUCAACAAUUUCUGCAAAAGAGCUUUAUUCAGGCCUUUCAACAUUUGGCGAAACGGCUAGUCGAUCUUUCAGCCGUCAUGGGGUUUGAAGUGAUGAAUGAACCGCAUCCUGGCUACAUAGGGCUUCCUACGUUGCGUGAAUACGAUCCCAUUGUCAAUCUGAUCUUUGGAGAUUCCCCGUCCCCACUUCAAUCCUUUGCUUUAGGUGACGGUAUACCCCAAGAAGUCGGUGUAUAUAUCAAGUCCUGGCCUUUCCCGACCAAGCGGUCUCACACACGUACGAUCAAUGCUAGCCGAACAUCGGCCUGGCUCGCCGAUCAAUCAUGCAUUUGGAAACAACAUGGCGUAUGGAAACUGGACGAUGCUGGUCAACCCGUUCUUCUUGAUGACGCCUAUUUCUCCAAAGAUCCCAUUACAGGAGAAACCGUCGAUUUUUACCGAGAUUUCUACGUUCCAUUCGUCAAUCAAUACGCUCAAGCCAUUCAAAGUGUAAAGAAGAUCUGGUACUGCUUUGUCGAACCCUUGGCCAACGAGCGAUCACCUAUCUUUACAGAAAAAGACCAUCAUGAUCACAUGGUCUAUGCACCGCAUUGGUACGAUCUGAAUUGCGUAUUCUACAAAAAAUUCAACGGUCUCAUGACACACGAUGUCCAGUCACUGCAAAAUGGUGGCAAUGUGCUUGGAGCGACAUAUUUCGGUCGCAAUGGGGCGAAAAAGAAUUAUCGAGGUCAGAUUCGAAAUAUCAAGGAAAGUGGAUUGCAAAAUAUGGGAGAAAAGCCCUGUCUUUUGGGUGAAGUCGGGAUUCCGAUGGAUCUGAAUGAACGGCUCGCUUUUGACACUGGUGACUACAGCUACCAUGUGCAUUUUAUGGAUGCCGUCAUUUAUGCUCUUGAGACCAAUCUAGUCAACUUUACUUUAUGGAAUUAUGAUGUCUGCAACGACAACGAGUAUGGUGACCAUUGGAACGGUGAAAACUUUUCCAUCUAUUCGUCUCCCCGUGAUGAUGCGGUAGCAGGUUUGACGUUUUCGACGGACGACGCCGACUUGCAUACUCGACUUCAUAAUGGCGGCCGAGUCCUUGAUGCUGCAGUGGUACGUUGGAAUCAACUCUUUAAUCAUGGUAGCUAUGGACUCAUUCAUAUCAUCUUCUUUUUCCUGGGUCCACAGCGUCCGUAUGCUUCCAAAGUGGCAGGAACGCCCACCGUUUCGGAGUUUAAUAUGGAUGCAUUAGAGUAUACCUUGACGUUCCAGCCAUUCAGUCAAGCCGAAACAGAGGAACAGAUCGCCAGCGGUUUUGAUGCCAAUGACACAUUGGCCACAGUGACUGAAAUUUUUAUUCCUGCCUUCCACUACAAGGAUGUGUCCCUGGAUAUCCAAGCCAGUUCAGGCGAGUGCCAUUAUGCGCCAGACCGACAAACCGUAUACCACGUAUACGAACGUGGUCAGGGUUGCGAUAUACCGGACGUAAUCACUAUCAAAAUCAAGAGCAACAAAUCUACCGCUGAAGGAACAUGUAGUAUUAUGUAG